AUGCUUCGUGCCGUCCGCCCCCUGGCCGCAAUUGUCUAAGCAAGUCAAACAAGCUCGCUGCUCACCACACCGGCCCGAUCGGACAUAGCAUUAGGAUGGGCCGGCGAAAGAAAAACGCCAAUGCGUCCGACGGUGGUAAUGGUCGCGCGGCGACGGAGACGGCUAACGCGGUAGCGAAGGCGGCGGCGACGACCGCCACCAGCGAGCGGGAGGAGGAGGUGGAUCCGUACACGAUACCGCUGCAUUCGCGCCAGGCCGCGUUCGCCAUCCUGUGGCUGCUCGUCUACAGCUUCGCCAUGUUCACGCUGCCGUUCGGUGCGUUCUACGGCACCCGGCACGUGCUGGCGGACCGGUUUCAGAUCGAGGGCUUCCCGAACACGUGCGGUUCGGUGCUGGCCGCGGUCGUGACGGUCAACGUCAUCAUCAUGCUGUACGCGUUCCGCGGCUUCCGCGAGGUGGAGGAGGAGGACCGGGAGCGGUCGAAGCAGAAGGCGAAAUAAGCUCACCCAUUCCAGCCGUCCGUCCGUCCGCUUUUACCACGUGCACCGACGACCAGUAUUAUAAGGGGGUAAAAUAAACAACUGCUUCCUGCCGUCGCCGCCGCCGUCGCCUACCCACCACCCCGUAAAUGGCGCUUUGCGACCGCUCUUGCCGGUUUCACCUUCCUGUCCCACACACAAACACCAACAAU
Molecule: messenger RNA, 691 nt
Organism: Anopheles coluzzii
Lineage: Eukaryota; Metazoa; Arthropoda; Insecta; Diptera; Culicidae
Exons: 2
Coding region: 96-500 (134 amino acids)
Biological process (GO): vacuolar proton-transporting V-type ATPase complex assembly
Cellular component (GO): endoplasmic reticulum membrane
Source: RefSeq, a predicted model, not a curated record